CCAGUUACAGUUUAUCACAGUCGAAACUAUCAUGCUGAAGCUCAGCCUGGUGACCUGGCUAAUUUUUUCCUUGGCGUGGCGCACCACGCCCACUGCCUGUCGCCAAACUCACGACCCCCAGAGCAUCCAGCAGAUGCUAGCCGCCCAACUGCAGAGCUACAUGGACCCGAAAGCGCGUCCCUGCGAGAACUUCUACCAGUACGCCUGUGGCAACUGGCAGAUCCAGCAGCAGGAGCAGCACUCUCCGAGCAAAUGGCAGUGGACCAGGGAUUGGGAGCGUUACCAAGGGCAGCUGCUGCCGAGUGAUACCUUGGGGUUGAUAGACCACUCCGUAAACCGGAAACUAGAGCUCCUGCUGAAGCGCAGAAAUGAGAGCUCCUCCGAACUAGAUUCUACAAUUUUGGAGCAGAUGCGACUCUACUACCGUUCUUGUAAACGCCUCAAACCCUAUAACCUCAAGAAGUAUUUACAGCUUCUGGCGCCCAGCAACCGCACGCAAUGGCCAUCUGUAAGUCGAGGCUGGCGUCGAGAACAAUUCGAUUGGAUAACGACCUUGGGACGACUGCGUCUGCACGGACUGAACGGGGUACUGCUCAGGGAGGAUAUCUUGCCGCGGUGGGACGACUCGAGCACCUACAGCAUCUACGUGAACAAGCCGAGUCAGGACGAGACGCUGCCAAUGGGUCUGGGCGUUAUUAUCGAGCUACUCCUGGACAUCGGGGAGACCAAGCGCACGGCGAACGCCUUGGCUCGUCUGGUGGAUGACUUCGAACGAAAGUUGCACCGCCUGCAGGAGCUGGAGGAUGAAGAAGGUCCUCGGGAAAUGCAAUUGGGGUACCUGGCCACGUACCUGCCCCAACUCCGAUCGGUGACUUUUUUGAGCCAAGUUCUCAUUGAAACCCAGAUGGACCUGCGUUCCACACUAAUCAUCGAGAACAUUCCCUACCUUCGGGCCCUCAGUGAACUGGUGGAUGGCGAAAAUCCGGACAUUGUCUGCAGCUAUAUUAUGCUCAAGUGGUUGACCUUCCUUAAGCAACAGGGUCCUGCGGAGAUAUCGCGGAGUGAGUGCGUGGCCAGUCUUCGAAGGGCUAUGCCUUUGGCCAGUAGCUGGCUAGUUGGUCAACAGUUCUCUGACCCUGACUCUGAGUCCAACGUCCGGUCUUUAUUUCAGCGCCUCAAAGUCCGCUUUGAAUUGGUCCUGGCUGAAAAUCGGCUUCGCCUAUCGCAGCCCCUUGUGCAUAUUCUUCAGCAGAAGCUGCGCGCAGUGCACCUUCAGAUGGGCUUUGUUCAGCCAGAAGAAGUGGAAACUGUUAAGCAUUAUUACGUCCGACUCGACCUUGGUGGCCAUUCCUUCUACGGAAACCAGCUGGUCCUGCUACGCCAACGCGUGGAAGCGAACCACAAUUUGCUCUUCAUGAACUCGACGAAUUUUGCGAAGAGCAACGUCAGCUACCUGGCAGAAAGUUGGGAGGCCAGCAAUUCAUCACCCCUGUACGUAAGGCCUCGCAACCUGGUGGUAGUGCCCCACGGUCUGCUCCAGCUGCCCGUGUGGCAUCGUAACAUCAGCGCUCUCCAUCAGCACGCUGUGAUGGGAUUCGCCUUGGCCCAUGAACUGGCUCAUGGCUUCGACAUGUCGGGAAUGGAUUAUGACGCUCUGGGAAACAUUAUGGGGCCCGUGGAGGAGAUCCUUGCUAGUAGACAAUUCCGACAGGGACUCCACUGCCUGCAGCAACAGAUGGUCACCGGCUCAAAGUGGCUCAACGAAAAGCUGGCCGAUUUCGUGGCACUCCGGCUUACAUAUGAGACCUUCUUCGGAGUGCGGGCUGACAAACGUGAACCACGUGAUCCGUUGACGCCACAAUUUAGCCAGCGCCAGCUGUUCUUCAUCAGCUUCGCCCAGUUCUUCUGCGGCCACACACCCGACCUAAGCCUGCGGUCACAGUCGCAAGCACAUUUGGAGCACGCCGCUGACGAGUUGCGUGUAAUGCAGACGCUGGCCAACUUUGAGGAGUUCUCAAGGGAGUUUGGGUGCGAAAAAAAAGCCAAAAUGCAGCCCAGUCAGAGGUGCCGGCUCUGGUAAUAGUCCUUCUCGUUAUGUAAAUUUUUGUUUCUUAUUAACUAUCUUUUUUUGCUAAUAUUCAACUUUUUUGCAAAACUAAAAUAGAGUACGAUUCUAUAAAGAGUGUAAUAAUCUGUAUAGAGGCAUCAUUUGCUCUGCCUGCGCUCUCGAGAGACUUUUCCAACAACUGGAAUCGAGUUCCGUGGUGAAUAUUUGCAGCUACACUGGUCGCCCAAAAAUAUUUAUUUAUUUGCGGUUGUAAAAAUAAUAAAAAAAACUCGAUAGCGUUACCUGA
Molecule: messenger RNA, 2354 nt
Organism: Drosophila rhopaloa
Lineage: Eukaryota; Metazoa; Arthropoda; Insecta; Diptera; Drosophilidae
Product: membrane metallo-endopeptidase-like 1
Exons: 1
Coding region: 32-2080 (682 amino acids)
Biological process (GO): protein processing
Cellular component (GO): plasma membrane
Molecular function (GO): metalloendopeptidase activity
Source: RefSeq, a predicted model, not a curated record